This is a messenger RNA of Prorocentrum cordatum, 234 nucleotides long. NCBI's taxonomy places the organism in Eukaryota, Dinophyceae, Prorocentrales, Prorocentraceae. The record is from the annotation of a GenBank genome assembly.
AUGAAUUCCAUGAACGAGAUCAACAAGCAGAAGCGCCUGCGGGACGCUGCGCAGAUGGCCUCGGAGGCGGAGAAGAUCCGCGUCGUCAAGAAGGCCGAGGCCGACCGCGACGCCGCCAUGCUGCAGGGCGAGGGCAUCGCCAGGCCCGCGCGGGGGCAGGGGGGCCUCAGGAGGGCCGUCACCGGCUCGGAGGGCUCGCCCGCGGACGCGCUGAGCGCCGACAGGAUGAUCUGA